Messenger RNA from Neoarius graeffei (lesser salmon catfish), 6378 nucleotides. RefSeq names its product Rap guanine nucleotide exchange factor (GEF) 6 (gene rapgef6). The record is from RefSeq and is a predicted model, not a curated record. Gene Ontology annotation, cellular component: apical plasma membrane; plasma membrane; endocytic vesicle. Lineage: Eukaryota; Metazoa; Chordata; Actinopteri; Siluriformes; Ariidae. Gene Ontology annotation, biological process: Ras protein signal transduction; positive regulation of GTPase activity. The coding region runs from base 772 to 5250 and encodes 1492 amino acids. The transcript has 29 exons. Gene Ontology annotation, molecular function: protein binding; guanyl-nucleotide exchange factor activity.
CAACACUCCUUAGCAGCCAGGAAGUUACCUUCUUUGAGUCGUUUGUCUUGAUUCUGACCAGUAGGAACAGUUGCAUCACUCGACAGAUAAAACCUAAGUUUUAUGUUCGACAGCGUCAACUCUCAACACUGACAGUUUACAUGUUAGAAGUUGGACCUGAAUCUCGCGUCAAUAUUUGACAGCAACAACUGUUCUCGAUACACCGGGACAUUGUCUUGAACUACUGCUGCUUUGAAAACUCGAGACCGGGAGCAAUCAAUCUCUCGGUUUAAAAAUGGUCAGCGACGGACAAGUACAUAAUUUAUUUUAAACGGGAUAGACAUAGAUAAUUUUCAUCCUAAAUUCGAUGUUGUUUUAGAUGUCUUGUUUGUAACCUUCAACUAGUACCCAUUUUAUUCCAAGUCGUAAAAAUACUUGGGUCGGGACCGAAAAACUCGGAGCUCCACAUGCCUGCUGAAUUAUAACUUUAAAUGGAUUUUUUUUUUACGACAUCAAGCCUUUAAACGCCCGACCCCAUCACGGCGCAGAGCAGAGCUAAGAAGAAAACUUCCAGUGUACUCUGCCGGCACUACCAUUUUGGAAAUCACAUGAUGCAUUGCUGCGGGCUGAUUGGUUGAAAGACUGGCGCUUGACCACGCCCCCGCUGCCACAGAGACGUUCUGGCAAAGUCUGAAAACCAAGAAGUGAAUAUGGGUGUGAAGGAAUUCCUGUCCCGGAUCAGCGCUGGUGUGAGAGAUCUGUAAUCUCUGGAGUGGAUGUCCAGGGCAGAGCAUGACAUCUGGAGACAGCUUUGGCAAUUAUCUAUGUGAAAUAAAAGGCUGUGAAUACAUCAAUUUGGAACCAUCAGACGUAACUGUGGUGGGGAACGUGAGCAAUGAUGAGGACAGCUAUUUGAAACGGCAUUCACAGCAACACUGUCAUAACCCGCAAGCAAUGCAAGAUCGAAUCACACAUACUCUGGAGCCUGCAAGCUCACCCAUGCUUCCUGGAGAUUUUGGCAAGAUGCACUUGAUGGACCACCCACAUCUGCCAGUGAUGCCAGUACCACCCAGCCAAUCAGGAUGCAGCAUCGGCAGUGAUUCAGCAAGCAGUAGCUUAUCAGAUAUCUACCAUGCCACAGAGGAGAGUGAAGUUGGUGAAAUGGAUCUAUCUGGGCUCCCAGAGGCACCUGUGGAUUCAGAUGAUGAGUAUGAAGAAGAUGAACACCUUGAGCAUGCCUCAGAUACUCUGCUUGGCCGAGAUGUCGUAAGAGAGUGUCUGGAGAAGGAGCCAGCUGAACGCAGUGAUGAUGACAUUGAGCUGCUUCUCGAGUUCAUGCAUCAGUUGCCUGCAUUUGCCAACAUGACCAUGUCAGUAAGGAGAGAGCUGUGUACAGUUAUGGUCUUUGAAGUUGUAGAACAAGCCGGCACCAUCAUCCUGCAUGACAAACAGGAGUUGGACCUAUGGUAUGUUAUCCUGAACGGUGCAGUAGAAAUAAGUUAUGGAGACAGCCGAACCGAAAUACUCUGCAUGGGGAACAGCUUUGGAAUCUCUGCCUCCUUGGUGAAGCAGUGUAUGAAUGGAGAUGUGCGCACAAAAGGGGACGACUGCCAGUUGGUGUGCAUCCCCCAGGAGGACUACUGGCGCAUCCUCAGUCAUGUAGAGAAAAACAUGCACAAGGUGGAGGAAGAAGGAGAGAUUGUUAUGGUAAAGGAGCAUCGUGAAUUGGAUCGCAGUGGCACAUGCAAGGGCCACAUCGUCAUCAAGGGCACGCCAGAAAGAUUGAUUAUGCACUUGGUGGAGGAGCCUUCAGUAGUGGAUCCAACCUACAUUGAGGAUUUCCUCCUCACCUACCGCACAUUCCUUUGCAGCCCCAUAGAUGUGUGCAAUAAGCUACUAGAGUGGUUCAAAGUGGACAGUCUGAGAGACACGGUUACACGGAUAGUGUUGUUAUGGGUGAAUAAUCAUUUUAAUGAUUUUGAAGGAAAUCCUUCAAUGACACAGUUUCUAGAGGACUUUGAGAAGUUGCUGGUUGAAGUGAAAAUGAAUGGCCAUUUGCGGUUGCUGAACAUGGCCUCAGCAGCUAAAGCCAAGUUGCGUCAGGUCAUCCUGCAGAAAGCAAACAGAGACUCACUACUGCCUUUUAGCCUGCUAGGAGGCAGUGAGAGGGGCUUCGGCAUCUUCAUAGACAGUGUGAAGGACAGUGAAGCCACUGAGGCUGGACUCAAAAGAGGAGAUCAGAUAAUAGAGCUUAAUGGACAAAAUUUUGAAAACAUAUCUUACUCCAAAGCUAUGGACAUUCUAAGGAACAAUACUCACCUUUCUCUCACUGUAAAGAUGAAUAUCUUUGUCUUCAAAGAGCUUCAAAACUGUGUGAGGCAUGACAAGAAAAACAGAGCCCUCCAUUUUCCCAAAUUUCAUGAGAAGAGGGGCAACCGCUUCUCCAUUGCUGAGCUGCCAGGCGACCUGGAACUUCCCACUGAUAGCAAGAGUCACAAGAAAAUGAAGGCCAACACAGUGUCAACUGGACGCAACAAGAUUCGCAAGAUGCUGGAAAAGACCAGGUUCAGCAUUCUACCUCCUAAACCUUUCAGUAAUACAGGAAUAGGCCAGUCUCAGGAUGACAGCAUUGUGGACACAAAACAGUGCAGGCGCAGUGUGGCCAUCAUGCCCAUCAUGGGCACUCUAUCCUCCAGCAGCCCUGAUUUACUGGAGCCAGCAACCAGUGCACUCAGCUUCUCAAACUCAACUGAUGUUCCAGAUCAGGCGAUACGUGUUUUCAGAGCAGACCAACAGAGCUGCUACAUUAUCAUCAGUAAAGACACAACAGCCAAGGAUGUGGUCGUGCAUGUAGUUAAGGACUUUGGCCUUAUUCCUGCUCCAGAGACCUAUUCUCUAUGUGAAGUGUCCGUCAGUCCAGAAGGUGUCAUUAAACAAUGUCGUCUACCAGACCAACUGUCCAAAUUGGCAGAUCGCAUCCAGCUCAACGGAAGGUACUACCUGAAGAACAACAUGGAAACCGAGACCCUCUGCUCAGAUGAGGUUGCUCAAGAGCUGCUGAGAGAGAAUCAGAUUAGUCUUCUCCAGCUCAGCACUCUGGAAGUGUCUGCCCAGCUGUCCAUGCGUGACUUUGGCAUCUUCCGGAACAUUGAGUCCACUGAGUAUGUGGACAAUCUCUUCAAGCUGAAAACCAGUAGUGGCCAUAUAAAACAGUUUGAGGAGCUUAUCAACCAGGAGACCUUCUGGGUGGCCACAGAGAUUUUGCAUGGGGCAAAUGCACUAAAGCGCAUGAAGACAAUCAAGCACUUCAUCAAGAUUGCACUGCAGUGCCGCGAGUGCAAAAACUUCAAUUCCAUGUUUGCCAUCAUAAGCGGACUAAACCUUGCUCCUGUGGCCCGGCUACGAGGCACAUGGGAGAAGCUUCCUAGCAAAUAUGAAAAACUUUUUCGAGAUCUGCAGGAUAUUUUUGACCCCUCACGCAACAUGGCAAAAUACCGCAACAUCCUGAGCAGCCAAAGUAUGCAGCUGCCAAUUAUCCCUCUCUUUCCUGUGGUUAAGAAAGAUCUUACAUUCCUGCAUGAAGGUAAUGACACAUAUGUGGAUGGCCUUGUGAACUUUGAGAAGCUACGGAUGAUUGCCAAGGAGAUACGCCAUGUUGUUCGAAUGACCACGACCAGCAUGGAUCCAGCAAUCUUCUUUCAUCAGAGAAAGAAGAGGUGGAAGAGUUUAGGGUCCUUGAGCCAGGGCAGCACCAAUUCCAACCUGCUGGAUGUCCAGGCUGGGCAUAAAAAGCGUGUGCGGCGCAGCUCAUUGCUGAAUGCCAAGAAGCUGUAUGAAGAUGCACAGAUGGCCCGUAAGGUCAGGCAGUACCUGGCCCAGCUGCAGGUGGAGACAGACGAGGAGAAGUUCCAGAUUAUGUCUCUGCAGUGUGAGCCAGCCUAUAGUACCUUAUCUAAAAACUUGAGUGAAAGGAGGUCCACCAAAUCUGACUUGUCUCCUGUGUUCACACGCUCAUCUUUGGCCUCUGUCAAGUCACACAACCGUGUCUCCCAGGUUCUACAGGUUCCCCCCGUCAGCCUCAAUCCCUUGAGGAAGAAGAGCAUUGCCCGAGACCAAAUAACUGCACACAACUUGAACUCACCACAAGUGAUGAAGAAAACAUCUGUCUUAGUAGAGGAGUGCAGUGGAAAGAGGAAUGAUGACCUCCCCUCCCUUCACUCCAGUCUGAACAUGUCACCACAGGGUUCCCUGGGUAAAGUGGGCAUGAACAAAUUGCAGGAUUGUAGUCCACUGAACCUGCCAGGUUCUCUGUCUUCUCUUGCCAAUGAACCCAAGGUCAAAGUGGGGAACAGAAGCAUGGCAGUAGACAACAUUGAUGUUCAUGACAGCGAUGGCAUAGGCAAAUUGAACAACUCUGAUUCAAGCCACACUGAGAUUCCUUCACAUUCCAGCACAGUCAGUAACUGCUCAGUAGACAGUAUGCAUUCAACAAGAAAAGCCAGAAGCCAAAUACAGUCAGCAUCACUUCACACUGCAUCAGAAAACUAUCAGCCCUGCACAAGCUUGUCAUUGGUGAGGAACUUGGUGACCCAUGGCUCAAUUUUCAUCUCCUCCACCAGCACUGAGGAGCUAACUUUGCCCAUUUCAGAAGUGGCUGACAGUGGCCGAGGAAGCUGGACAUCAUGCUCCAGCAACUCUCAUGAUAAUUUCCCAAACUUUCAAGUUCAACGCAUGUCAGACAUAAUGAACCACCGGCAUCCUCGGAAGGCUGACACUAUCACAGAGGUGGAUGAUCUUCAGGCCAUAAACAGACAUUUCAGAGAUGGCUCAGAGCUUAGUCAAUCCAGACAGAGCUGGGCUUCUUCCAGCUCAGUCUCGGACAGGUAUGAGGGAAACUACAGCAGCCUUAAAUGGAGAGAGAUGGUCAGUGAGCAGCCAAGCACAGACCCUGUGUAUAAAACAGUCACCUCUACCACAGAGCAAGGUCUCAUAGUGUAUUGUGUAACAUCACCAUGCAAAGAUGAUAAGUACAGGGCUCCACCUCCUACUCCACCUGGUUAUCAAGGGCUGUCAUUGGGGGACAUGCAGGCACAAGAGGGCAGAACUUUGCGGCCAGCCUACUUAAAGCCACCCAACUAUAGUGUGGCAUUACAAAGAUCCAACCUGUUGGGUGACACAAGGAGAAUGAACGCCAUCUUCACCAGGCCUGCCAUUGUAGCACCUCAUGCUGUAGCUAAUAGUGAGGAGGAUGAGCAGAUGUCCGCAGUGUGACUCCAGUGAGAAAUGACUGAGGAAAAAUAUGUGAAGUACAGCCCUAUAAGCUGAAACCACUCAUCUUGAGCAAACUCCCCUCAGUGCCACAAGCAAUGCCACACAGACAUGUGCAAUCCCUAAUUUCUUUCUUUAAAAAUCCUUUUUAAUCAGAGAACAUCAUGAUUUAAAAAAAAAAAUGCCCACUCUAAAUCUUGACACCAUAUGAUUUUGUAUUAUGUUUUGUGGAGCAAUACUUGUUUUGUUCAUUUGAUGAAUGUAUAAGUGUAAAAAAAUGUUUCUUAUGUGGGUGUGUGAGAGAGUAUUUUUUUUUUAUUUUACCUCAUAAAAUGCUUUUUGUAAUAAUUCACCAAAAUAUAAAGGUUUCUUUGUUAAAACUAUGGAGCUAAGCGAAGGAGUAAUAUUCUGAGAAAAAUACUCAAAUUUCUAGAUUAAAAAGUCACCAAUUUACGAGGGAAAAACAACUCAGAAAAAGAGUAUUUGUUUUUUUGUUGUUUUUGAGUCAAGGACCCAAAUGGCUUCACUUUGCAAAGUUGGAUCAACAUCAUCAUACCACAGAUGCCACAGCUGAGCCAAGAGUCAUAGGAAAUGCACUCUUUCCCGCUCAAUCACACAAUAUCAAUAUGAAAGAAUAGAGCGCUGAGAUUUUCAACUACAUUUCCCAGAAUGCACUGCAGGAGAGGCGGAAUGUGAUUGUUGUCUGAGAAAAUAUCAGAGUUUCUCAUAAAUUUGACACUUUUUAAUCUGAAUUUCUGAGGUUUUUUUUGUGCAAAUUUAUGACUUUGUAAUCAUAGAAUAUCCAAGUAUUUUCUAAUAAAUUUACAACUUUAAUCUCAGAUACGCUGUUUUUUUUUUCUCAGAACAUUACCCCAUCCCUCCGCUUCAUAUUGCUUUUUUUUAACCUUACAAUGGCCCUAAUACACCUUAAAUGUGCGUCAUAAUUUUGAAUACAUUUAUCCAAAUCUUUGCCUGGCUUGAUUUUUCUAGAUUAUUUCUGAUAUUUCCUUACCACUAAUAGCAUCUCAGGCAAUCAUGAAUGCCGUUCAUGCAGUUGCUUCAGCUGCUCCAUGUACUGUUGACUGUAUGUCAAAUAAACUAAGCUUUAGAAGUUUCUAAAGCUGUAAACUA